GUCCCCUUUCUGGGUUACCACCACGUGCUGAUGAUUUUGAUCGUCGUCGCAAUCAUCCUUCUGUGUAUGUCGCAUCACGAUCAAUACAUUCCGCUGCUGCUUGCCGGCUGUUCGUCCUCGUCGCCUCUGAUCCCUGGAAUCUUCCUGCUAUCCAUCUACUACAAGUCAUACCAGCCCAAUCCCGACACGGCGCAGGUCGACUACCAGUUUUUCACCGCCCUGGAGAACAUCGCCGGAAACGCCCAAAUGCAGGCUCGAGUUGGUUAUUUUGGCAUCUGCGUCAACCCGGACGGCGGCUCGUGGCUGUGUAGUAACAAUGCGACAGCCCUGGCCAAGGAAGUCACAGUGGACCAGGACCCUCUCAACCUCAUCUGGUUGGCGGCCCAAUUCAAAGACAUGAUUGUGUUUCCCUACCUGAUCAUCAUUGCCAUCAUCUUCGCCUUCAUUUGCCUGCUUCUCUUGGCCACUUUCCCCGGAUGGCAUGAGGAGGAAGACUCUGAAGGAUCCGAGCGCGAAGUCAAGCCAUUCCCCUCUCGUCCCGUCUCGCAAAUCGCACUGGCCAUCAUCUUCAUCUCGUCCAUCUUCGUUCUCGUCUCAGUCCUUUGGCAGCACACUGCAUCCGUCGCAGCAUCCGUCAUCGCUCAAGAUUUUGGUAAUGGUGUCGUCAAGAGUGGCGUAGGCAGCAGCGCCAUGGUAAUGGGCUGGUUCUCGUUUACGCUACUCAUCAUCGUCACCAUUGGUUUGCUCGUAAUGAUAUUGAGCAUACGCGUCCUGAGUUCAAUGGUGUGA
Messenger RNA from Trichoderma virens Gv29-8, 789 nucleotides. RefSeq lists its product as uncharacterized. Lineage: Eukaryota; Fungi; Ascomycota; Sordariomycetes; Hypocreales; Hypocreaceae. The transcript has 3 exons. The annotation marks the transcript as partial. The record is from RefSeq and is a predicted model, not a curated record. Gene Ontology annotation, biological process: conjugation with cellular fusion. Gene Ontology annotation, cellular component: membrane; mating projection tip.